AUGGACGAGCUUAGCGUGCAGUACUUACGUAUGGCGAAUGGCCCGCAGGGUCAACUGCAUGACCCGGCGGACGUGGUAAACUUUGUGGAACAAAUGCAGCUUGUGGUGGAGCGCAGCUCUGCCCCAAGAAGGAAUUUUCUUAUUGACACCACCACUCCGCGUGGCGAUGUCAUCAUCACGGAGGCCUCUGCGAUGAAGCCCGGCAACGGCUGGAUUACGCUGCAGGUGACGGAGGGGAUCCGUCGCGGCGUACACGAGUGGUGUGUGAAGAUCGAGCACCAAGGUGAGACGACGGAUGGCAGCGGGUUGAUGCUGGGUAUCGUGCCGAAGAGUUUUGCCAAGUACGACUCAUUCAUCUCACAGGGGGGUGGCUGGUGCCUGAGCCGUGCGGGAAAGUUUUACGGGCAUUGGAGGCGACAGGACAACAACUCCAGUGUUGUCUUUGGCGCCGGUGACCGCGUGGUGUUUGUCUUGGACUACGAGGCGGCACGCAUGACGGUGCGCGUGGGCGACAAGUCAGUUGUUGGUGAGAUCAGCAACAUUGCGCCCGAGGUGUACCCCGCCAUCUCGCUUCACUACCGUCACCAGUUUCUGCGCUUUGAGUACCACAAAGUGCACGACCGUCACGCGAAGAAGCUGAACUGGAUUGAGCGCUCCGCCUUUCCACACGCCUCCGUCUACCUGCCUCUCACACCCAAUCAAUUGGAGAAGGUGCCGCUUGACUCCUACGUUUUCAGUUCCCUGUUCAAUGAAAAGGGAGGACAACCCGGGAGGUGGGUACGACGACAGGGCUCCGCUGCAUUUUCUUCCGUUCCCUUGGAUGAGGCCGCCCCCAUAUCCGAGGAGUACGAAACGGCGCGGGCUGCAACUGCACGACUAACGGUUGUGCUUCGGGCCAUUCAGGCCGUGCGGCGGUAUUGUGGUGGUGGCGUCACGCCGGUUGAAGCGUUUCUGGACCGAAAUAUCACAGCAGAAACGCUGCGCAAGCAGCAGCAUGCAUUAUCAAGCCGUCGUGCAGCUUCCCGCGACGGGAUGGACGUCGCUCUCAACUGCGGGGCGUUGGUGCUUAUCCACAUGUUUGCUCACGCCAGCAUGACUCUGGCGGGCGCCACCAUGUUGCCUCUGCUGCACAACCUCCAAGAGUACCUUCGCGGCGCCACUCUGUUUAGUCUUGGGGAGGCGUCCUCGUCGCCGCACUCUGUGGGGAACUCCAUCUCCCCAGAGGUGAUGCGACAGGCCCUGGAUAGUGCGGCAAAGCUGCUUGAGCAGGCCCUUUCAAAUAAUAGCAUAAAUGACAAUAAUGGUAGCAUCCAUACCACCAAUGCCAUCCAAGGCAACUCCAAAACUACCAUGAACCACAUUAGUCACGACGACUCAGACAGCAAUGUUGCUCCUGCUUUGCUAGAACUUCUGGUAUUGCUUUCGCUUCAGUGUGGCGCCAUAAGUGAGGUUCUACGCAGCGUGCGGUACCUGUUGCGUCUACCCACAAACGUUGUGUCACAGGCCACAUUGGACUGGUUGAAGUCAAAUGAAUCGGCUCUCACGCCCAAGAGACAGCUUCCAAAACUUAACGAGGCUUACGAUACCAUUGAAGAAGACACAGAGCAACUUGCCCCGUUUGGUCGCGACUUCAAUUUACAGAUACUUUCGGUAGGUUAUAAUCGUGGGGCGGUUUACAUUCAUUCUGUUGAUGGUCUUAGCAAACGCACUAAUGUGGUUGGGAUGUAUGCACUUGUGUGUUCCACAAAUGAACCGCCAGAUUGCUGUUCCCAGUGCUCACGCUCUAGCAUUGCCUUUUCUGAGGCAGGUAUGCUAUUGCUAUUGACCAAUCGUAUGAUUUCCGCCGGACUCGCCGUAGUAACGUACAGCACGACGUUGGAGGUGCGACAAAAGGUCGCACUCACCGAUGCCCCUCAGUGGCCGGUGAGUUCCCGUUACAUGGCACUUGCCUCCGGUCCAGGAGACCGCUUAGUCCUUCUGUACGACGUGGUGGCUGCCCCAAACGGGGCUGCUGCGGACGCCAAUACUUCCUCUCCUGUUGGGCUGGAGAUGCAAGUAUUUGCCUCCAGCAGUUUUCCCGAGGUGCAGUGGCGCACGCCGCUUCAACUUGCCCCUUUUGACCGCACCCUCGCUUACUGCUUGUCGCUUCGCAAGGGGAGCUUGAUUGACUUUGGCUCACCAGAGAUAUGCCUAACCACCGUUGGGGGCCACAUCACGGUGGAGGUUUGGAUUAAAAUACUCGAGAAGGACGACACCUCCGUGCUGUAUCAGCAUGGGGAUCGAAGCACCAGUGGAGAGGUGUUCAUCGAGACAGCAAGGCUUGAAGGGGCCUGGCGCAUACGUGGUGGAUACCGACAUGAUUCCCGUGGCAUGUGCGUCGUCACGGCUCCUGUUAGUCCGGCUUCCGAGUCCCGUUUUAUACACGUUGCCUUGAUAUUUGAUGGAAAUUGGCGUCUGUGUCUUGACGACGAAGAGGUUUCAUGCACCCGGCAGGGACCACAAGUAUCCCUAGAAAAUCCUCGACAGCGAUGGACGGCUGGUAAUGAUUGCGUCUGCCAAAUAGCUGCCUUGCGCGUGUGGAGAGGCGGCCGUUCGCUUCGUGAGAUUGUCCGUGACUCGCAUCGCCUCUUGUCUGGGGAUGAACCAGGGCUUUUAUGCCAAUAUUUUUUUAAUGAACCAAAUGGCAAUGUUGUUUUCAAUCAUGUUCGAGCAGGUGCGGCACUUGGUCGUUAUGCGAUUGUUCGGGGGCAGUUUGCGCGUGUCGGGUGUUUUGACCACCCUUUUUUGCCCUCACCGCGAGAGAGCGGUGCAUCCGCCGGGGCCGCCAUGCCUGUUACAGCUGAACCGCCCCAUAUGGAGCACACGCAUGUGUUGUUUAAUGGGGCCCAAAUUGGGCUAAUGGAGCAGAAGGAGCGAGCCAUUCCCGGCUUUGCCGAGUGGAAGCACGUGCAUCAGGUGAGUUUCUUCGAUGUUAGGACAGGACGUGAGUUGUACGGUUCUUAUGUCCUGCGACAGCGAAGUAAGCUUGGCUUUCUCGCAUGCGACCAGGAUGGACAGUAUUGGGAGUUGUUUCAGACAGGGAUGAACCCUGGCGCGCGUGGCGAAGUGCAACAACAGGUUGUAGCGGUGGGAACACUUUCGGGCAUUUCCGCCAUCGUACAGGAAAAGGGCACACUGACGUGUCUUCGUGGCUCCCACGCCCCGAGGUGUGACACUGCGAAUGGGGCACCAUCGUGCGUGGAGGGCAGUGGGGCCUCGUAUGGGACUCUGCAGGGGGAACCGAGUUCAAGUGGUGGACAGCACCUCCUCCUUAAUAGGGACACAACCAACUUUACGUUUGGGGCCCUGGCAAUGUGGUUGCUGGGUCUCCUCUCCACCUUCGCAGAGGCAAGUGGCACCGACUUGGACAAUCAUCUCUUUAGUCCUCUUCUAGACGAUGUGGGGAUUCGCUGUGUGCAGGAGGUGCAGCAGCUUCUCUGCGAGCACUGUCGUGCUGUGAAGGCCAUGAAUGCGCGUCGUGCGGCAAACUUAAAAGACAGUACUUCCUCCAGUGUGAUUUACACCACACUUCGGGUGUUGGUGCGGUUGAUUCGACGCGUGCGAGACUUCAAGCUGCACCCUGACACGAUUGGCUUCUCCGAGGUCGGCGGAAGCGAUGACGUUCACGGGCUGCUUCAUGAGUUGAGUAUCGCCCAGCGCAGGCGCAACACCUCGUGGCAGGAGCGCGAGGGGUCCGCGGCGUCGGCGUCGGCGUCGGCGUCGGCGUCCCACAAGGCAGCAACCACCUCAAACUCAACCUCAAUCUCAGCCGCAACAGCAGGCCAAAACGCAGAUUCAGUGGAUAGCGGGCACACCUUUUCAAGAAAGCGUGGAACCAGCCUGCUUGGUGUCCUCGCGGAUAUCAUCAACGAGGCUGGUUUAAAUUUGCCGAUGGAGCUGGCUGUACUUGCCAGUGUCAUCAUUCAGGAGGGAGUGACGUUGUUUUUCCCAAGCGCAGCCGUGCGAGCAACACUGCUGCAAGAAAUAUUAGGCCGUGACCAGCAGAACGCAUCACAGUCUCCAGCUCUUAACGUGUUGCUUGACGCCAUUGUAAAGAGCUUCACAGACAUGACAUCGGCUGCGGCUUUGGUGCAUGAAGGGAACUCGAGCACGCGCGGCGAGCUCAUGCAUGGAAAGCACAAAUCCGCCGACUCCAUGGAGCAGAAACUCAUUCUGAUUAAGAGAACCCUCUCCACCCUAUUGGCGGAGUCAGCUAGCCAGAUGACUUCCCAGAUCUCAAACGAAUCGCGACAGCAACGGCUGGGUCUCCUCUCCGCGAUGGCCGAGGCCAUUGGGACACUGCAGUUGUUGCUUUUUAGCCAAUGCGACGGCACUGGGGUGCUUGACAUGGGUGGCACUGGAACACGCCGUGGAAUCGAAAAUAUCUUUUCACUUCCCCAGCCGACAGACCUUUGCGUCGUGCUGAAGGAUUAUUAUGUGGAGUUGUUUAACACCGCUGAAAUGGUAUUUAAGCGACUGUUUCAGCGACUUCCGGCAGCGUCACCCCAACGGCCGAGCACCGUGGUGCCGUCAACAACAACAGCAGCAACAGCAACAUUAACGAUGGUCCUUGAUGUGCUGAGUAGUUCCUUCGUGGGAUUUCCACUACACACGGCCAUCACGGCACUACCAUUCAUGGUAACACGCGAUGAGUCGGAGUGGCUGCUGCAAAAAUUGUGCUCGCUUCGUGUCCACUACCGUGCCCUGUUGCAGUUGAUCCGUGAGAAUACCUCGAUGAACCUCGACAAGGCUGGUUUUUGGCCGCUUCCAGCUUUGGAUAAUGCUUUGCUUCUCGCAUCAUCCUGGGUGGCUUCGUUUAUGUCGCUGGGACAGCUUCCUGCAGGGCCGUCGGAAACAGCCAAACCGUCUCAUGAGGCAUGCGACAAUAGUAGUAGCGUCCUUCAAGAGAUAUGCGAUCAUCCGCUCUUAGCUGCCGGGUUGCGCCCGGCAAGUAAGGUGGGUAACAAUAUAGACACCACCAUCAUUGGGAAAUUGCAGCAACAACGCUCCACGUGGGAGGCCAUUGCAAAGCAAGACGAUCCACUUGCAUCAAAGACGCCGACGGGAUUGGGAGCUGCCAUGUCACUGGCUGCCGUUGCGGUUGUCCACCUGAGUGGUGUGCAGCUUCAUUGUCUCUCGGACAAGAAGCAGCAUCAGUUGCUCGCAAAAACACUCCUCCGGUUGAAAAGCACGAGGAAUGAGCUGUUGAAUAGGCGCUCCAAAAACCCGAAUGACUUUUCACGUGAUGUGAGUGAUGUGCAGAGUCGAUGCCUCUUGUUGUUGCGAAUCAGAAGAGUAUCGGAGGCCGAGUUCUUAAGGAUGACGUCCACCUUUCUCGCUCAGUCCUUCGCCGACAAGAUACUUGGCGAGGAGCCAUCGAGAGGUGGCAGGUGGAGGCGGGCGGUAUUUCUUUUGCGGGCACAGCGGAUGUACCAUGGGGCGUUCUUAAAUGGCUGGCCACUCCUGCAAAUUGAUCCUGCCUUGAAGCUCGUGGAGCGCGUCAUCCUCUCUCCGGGGGUAACGGCGUCGGGCUUGCAGGUGGCUGUUCAGGCGCGUCAAACGACCGCCCUUCAGCGUCUGGAUGGGCUUCGUCACAUGCUGCAACUCUUUGAGACAGAUGCCGCAGCUGCAUUGAAAGUUGCCUCACUACUUUUCAGGGGUUCUGUGGGUUCGCAACGGCACUUUGAGGCUGGUCUCUCUGGCUGCCUGGACUCCACGCGUUGUGCUAUUCGUCGGACAAUGUAUGACAUCCUUCGCCGCCUGCGCGAUGCCACAGCGGGGUCGCCGCUUCCAGGGAUAGACGAUGGCGGUGAACAGGUGGAAACGAGCCCCAAGAAGGCAAUGCGUAGUAGUGCCUCAUUCCAACUUUCUACCCUUAGUGAGGUGCUGAACAGAAUGUGGUUGCCCGCUGACUUCUGCUACCUGGAACACCUGCAUGUCGUGAAGGUGAUCUUUGAGGCUGUUUGCAGCAUAUUUGAACAGACGGACUUGGAACGCCUGCGUCAGGAGCGGUCUACAGAGCGUUCACAUAGGCACACCGCCAGAGAUGCAAGGAAGCAAAAAGCCGCGUCCAACAGCUCGCCGGGAACUGUAGAGGAUGACGCUAAUGAGGUUUCGCUGCAGCGCACUCCACACGAGUAUGCUUUAAUGGAAUCCCUUAUGACGCUCAAAUCCUUGGGUCAACAGGCUGCAAGGAUACUGGGAGAUACCUCCUUGUCACUCUGUGAACGGCGUGGUUGUGCCCUUUUCCUUGAUGGGUUGUUUGAGGUCUUGGAGUUGGAGUUGCACAGGUGCGCCAAUUACGCUUCACAGACCUGCUACCCUGCUCAGGACCGCGUGUUGGAGCAGGUAAGCCUGAUUUGCACGCUUGCCAGCACGGUCUCUCGGAGCCUACCAGAGGGAUUCUUCUGCAACGGAGGCACAUGCCCUAAGCUGGCGCUUCUCGCAUUUCGACUGGGCAUUGUGGCGAAAAUUCUCUUGACAACAAUAUCGUCCACGGUGGCGACGACGACGACGACGACGACGACGACCACGGCUACAGCCACAGCGACGAGUAUUGCCACACUCAACUUGGUGGAGGUUUGCAUCAGUACGGGCGCGUUGCUUCUCUAUCAUUGCCAACCAGCGACUGCCGAUUCACUUUUCGUUGCGCAGGAGACGAUGGAUUUGACGCGUCAAGCGGUUCGUGUCUCACGCACAGGUGGCGAAACGCUCGGAUUUUUCUUGGCCUUUGUGCUUCGCUGUGUUGCGAUAUCCAGCGCUGGCCUCAGCGAGAUGGGGCUGCGCUGUGUCGAUGCCUUCCACAAGCUUGUGUGCCGGCCACCCUGGGAUGACUCGUUUAAGACGCUCUGUGAGACGUACCAGUGCGACCUUGGCGCCGUCGCCGUGGCGGAGGAGGAGGAGGCCGCCCGCGCAAACAGCAUCCGGCUCCUUGUCUGGAUGUACGCCAUUGGCGGGCCACCGACGGUUCCCCUGAGUCUCGGCAAAAAGGUCCAGGUGAGUGUCGAUAACAUGCUCUCCUCCACCGAGGACGCAUACAUCGUCGACUGCUGCACCCAGUCUAACAGUGCAACGCUGAUUCCGUCCACGUUGUACUCCCUUGUGGAAGAACGCGAGGUUGCGCUUGAUAGUCUCAUCAGUUCCUCCCAUGAGGAGGUGACACUUCCACGGGCGGAGGUGCUCUUUCAAUUUCUGAUCCCCGCACUUGAGCUCUUCUUUAAACCUCCCUUGAGACCACAUCUGUCGCCACUCAUUUGGGCCGUUGUUGCGGCGCUGCUGCGCAUCACGCGGGCGGUGCUGAUGAAUGAUCCUGCUGCGAGUCAAGUUCUUCUUGAGCGAGACUUUGUGAGUCACGUCGACGCUUUUGCCUUUCGCCUGGCGGCGAAGAUACCGUUGCCUUUAUGCUACCUGUACGAAGUCUGCCCCACCGUGGUGCUGCAGCUGCUGCAGUUCACACGACGCAUUUCUUUCGACGCGGUCGUUCCUUCCUCUGCGUCUGCGACUGCCUCGCCCAAGCGUGUGCCGAACGUGUCGCCUUCUGGCGCCUCCUACACGCAGCCGUUGUCGGGCACAGAAUUUCAUCGCGGCAUGACCCUUGCUUCUGUGGUGCCGUUGCGGCCGUCAAUUUUUGGUGCCAGCGCUCUCUUGGGCAACGCGGUGGUGUCUCAAGCUGAGGUGGAGAGCAGCAACAACAACAACAACAGUAACAACAACAACAACAGCAGCGGUAGUUUCAUGCCUUCACUUCUUCGACUUCCGCAGGCGCACUCUUCCCUUUCCCUCACUCCCUCUGUCCUCUGCUUCUGUGGAGCAAAGGACUCCCCCGUUGGCGCGCUCACGAUAAAAGCUACCGGUAUCAAGAGCUGCAUGCCACUCUGGACGGAUGGUGUGACGUUGGAGACAAGCGUUCUCCUCUACGAACGACUCUUUCCGGAGCUUGGGGAGGACUUUGUGAUCCCGACAUCGUGGCAGCGGCCUGAGAUCCAAUUUACUAUUUUUUCACUGUACGAAAAAUACCGCUCGGGUGCGGCCGCCGUUAUGCGUGUGGUGUUAACGGAGAACAGUAUUGACUACAUUAUGGAAAGCGUAAAGGGAUCAGCCGCGGUAGUCUCCAUGAAGCUGGUACGUGAGGACUGGGACCACUGGAUUCAUAUUGCCGUGGUGCUGGAAAGUGGUGCGGUGACGCUCUACAAGGACGGGGUUGGCACAACGGCGGCGUUGCCCAAAGUGGCCGCUUCGCGCCUGGAGACGCUUCUUCGCGAUGGCGCAGUCGAUCGACUCGUGAUCGGCGACGAGACGCCUGGUGGCCUGCCCGGUAGCAAAAACACCAGUAGAAGUUCCGACGGAGCUCGGCUGGCGAACGUUAGCGCCACCGCCACCGCCACCGCCACCGCCACCACCAACAACAACAACAACGAGAACAAAGACGGGCAUCAGUUUUCUGGUGACUGCGCAAUGGACGGGGUGAUUGUGGCGGUUGAAAGUGUUCGUGUCUGGGGGUGUGCGCGUGGGCUCAAGGCGCAACGUACAACUGCCGACUUUGUGGCGCGUGAGCAGAUGCUGCCUGUUGUCGGAGCCUCGGAGGGCCCUCAGACGACGUUUCGGUUUUCAGAAGCCACCGGAGAUGAGACGUUCUCGGAUAACAAGGAGAGUGUUGGAACCCUUCGCGGGAACGCGCGCUGGGCUCCCUUUCCCGUCUUUUCUGGUGCCGUUAAUUUGGAAAAGGCUUCUCGGAUUGACCCGACAACUCACAUGGAACUUCCGCUGUUUAUUCCACGGCGAGAGUUUGAGGGUUUCUUUGCUGCACUUGACCGCAGCCAGCUUUUGAGAAUUGGCUGCGAAUACCUGCAGACACUUUGCGCCCAUCUCAGUCGACAGUGCGUGGUGGCGGCCAUUUGUCAGAUGGUGUCGCCCGGCUACCAAGUCUUGGUCAUGGAGAAGGGCCGAAAGCGGCAUGAGGACACGAAGUCGGCGCAAAGAGGCGGCGGCGAUGGCGGGGCGUCCACCACGGAGCUCCUCAACCCACGCCAUCUCAUUGCGAGCAAUGACCUUGUGCGGCACCUUAUAAAUUUGUUGCGGUACAGUGAUACCGGGGCGGUUAGCGACGAGACGAUGCUGGCCGUCGCGGAAUUCAUCAAGUUGUGCUUUGGUUGGAUUCCAACGGAAAAGCUAAUGACAAACAGUUUUCGCGAAGCCGCACUUGCCAUUAGUGAGGCAUUGCAUGAUGAGGCAGAGUCAUUCCGCAUGGAACUUCCACCGUUUUCAUAUGUGACGACAGAUAUUCAGUUGGUACCCAUCGCUAUUCUUAAUGGGCCAGGUGGCACUGUCUCCUUUGAUGCGAACAGUCGCGGCAUUGAACACAUGACACUCUUGCGGGACCGAAAACAAAAAGUGUUGCUUGCCAAAUAUCCGGAUGCACAAGGUGGUUGGCCAGAGCUGGAGAUCCCAGGCGACAGCCCUUGGUUUUAUGCUAGACCCAUCGUCAGCACACGGGCUGCGGCGGCGUCUUUUACGCUAUCAGCGCGAUCGUUGAAGCCGCUUGUCGCUUGCGGGAUAUUUGGGGCGAUACGUGACGUGUUAACCUCGCAUACUAAAUAUCACUGUGGUUGGACAUAUUUUUUGAAUACGCCAUAUCUCUCGUUGUUGACGGUCCGCACAGGAACGACGAAGUGCUCUGCUUUGCCUGCGUGUCGGCUGUUAACAGCUCUGCUUGAUUUAUGGCGGCAAAUUCCCCAUUUUGCUCCGCACGACCACAGUCCACUUAAGCUUGUAUUGGCACAUCUUAACGUGUCGCUGAUGUCUAUCCUGCACCGUGGACAAAUAACACCCAACGGUCCUCCAUUAUUGUCUCCGGCGCUGGGUCACUACAAUCUUCGGGUUCAAGGGGCAUUUGAGCUUCUUGUGGCAGCCAUUCGCCUUGAGGCAGCUUGGAAAAACAUUAGUCAUUCGUAUUCUACGCGACUUCGGUGGAAGCGUCUCUUCUCGCUGUGGGAGACUUCCAUUGGCUAUGGCGCCUCUGCUGUGACUCCUUCCUCGGUCGUCAUCGGUAGGCAGGAUCCCACCGUGGUGGAGCGCGGAUAUGUGCGGCUGGUGCCUCUCCCCACCUCAGGUUCUCCGGUGCAGCAUCGCCCCAAAGCCACUAUAUUUCAACGAGGCAAUGGUGUCUGGUAUGCCUCCUGCGAUCGAGUUUCUCUUUCGGCCCGCAGCAGCGUUGGAUUUAAGCGUGGAAGGUUUUACUUUGAGGUUCGCAUUCCCGCGAGUGGAGAGGCUAUUUCUGUUGGCGUUGUCACGGAUCGCGCUCAACAGCACUCCGUCUUGGCUCCACGAGGACUUGGCCACGAUGGCGACUCCUGGGGAUUUGAAAGUGUGCAAAUGUGCCGCUUCUACCACGGGUUUCGUCAUGAAUUUGCUGUUCGAAGCAAGUGGAAGGCGCUUGACGUCAUUGGAAUUCUUUUGGACCUCGAGGCAGAAACUCUAGCGUGUGUGCAUGAUGGCCGUCAGGUGAGUAUGUUUGAUAAUUUACGAGCCAGUCGCGGCAACGAUACGACGACGUCUUUCUUCCCUGCUGUCUCGUUUGGUACGGGCGGAGUGGAUGUCAACUUUGGUGCGGCACCGUUUGCCUGCAGUCUGCCGGUGGGUUACCUUCCCGUGGACCCGUCUAACUACGUGGCGUCUCCCACGUCUAAACUUUGGACCCUCCUCACUGCUGUCGAGGUUGGGGAAGCCCUUUCUAGAAGUGGCAGCAGCGGCGGCAAAAGCAGCAAGAAUAGGGAGGGUUACAACAAAGCGGGUCGUGGGGCCGACGCCCCCUUUUCCAAGGAUGAGACUCUUCAUUUACCUAGUCUCUUUGAAAAGGCCAAUGAUGCUGGAAUGGUGUACCAAGCAGGUCGCAGCGGCCCGUACAGUGUGAGCCUUCUUCCUUGUGAUAAUAAGGCGAGGACGGUGACGGUGCAAGGGAGUGAAGUACGUGCCGGGGAUGAUCCGUGCUUUGUUCGGGGUAGCGUCUCUGUUCGGCAGGGACGAUGGUACUACGAGGUGGCGCUUCGUGGAGAGGCCUUGGUGAGUGUCGGCUGGGUCACUUCCACCGCAACUCCAGACUGGUCUCGCACCAAGUCACUGGGCGAUGAUGAUGAGUCAUGGGUGCUGGAAGGAAGCCGAACGACGGCGCGACACAACAAGCAUCAGCGCAGCGUAGGUGGACAGAUGUGGAAACACGGAGACAUUGUAGGUUGCAUGGUGGACUGUGAUGCUGGCACAAUUGCCUACAGUGUCAAUGGCACACCGCUCCGAGAAAUGCAUGACACCAACGGCGAUGGUGUACUCUUUUCCUCCGUGAACUGUGUAAAUGGAAUUAUGCCGGUGGUUGGUGUGGACCCAAAGAAUGCGGCAUCCAUUUUUUUCCUCGACGAUGAGUUGUCAUUCCGUCCACGCGGUUACCGUGCACUUAGUACGGCAAAUCCCAUGCGACUGGCAGUUGAACAGCAUUAUUGUACAGAUGACCUGGAGCGUAACGACCACGGGCAAAAGUUGACUGGGCCGGCUUUUUCGCCUACAUUGGCUCGUUUCCUGCUCUCCUCCUUAACAUCUUUGACGGAACUGAACUUUCGAAACGCCUCAGCCUACUGUCUAGAGGACGUUCUUAAUAAGGAUGAUAGCAACAUCCGUUAUGAGAGGUUUGAAGGACGUGAGAAUGCCUUGCGUCUGCUUGUCACCCUGCAAAAUCUUUCCGGCUUAACUGAAUGCAUGAUUCCAUACGCCCACGCAGCUCUUACUUAUGGAGAAUACGACACGCUUCUUUCAGGCCCUAUUUCUCGUUCGCUUUGGCAGUGUCGGGAGUAUCUGCUGCCGGUGGUGGUUUUGCGGAUACUCCAGGGUUUUUUCUCGCAUACAAAUUGCUUGGGAGAAAACAUCAAACUGACACUGAAUAGACGGAAGGCACUGUCACUUGUAAAUGACCUCGAUGCUCCCGUUUCCGAGCGUCUGCGUGGGAGCCUCUUUGGGCAGGUGUAUCACCUCCUACAUGACAAGAGUGUUUCCCUCUUUUGCACAAGCAGGAAGUUGUGGUCUGUGAAUUUUGUUGGGGAAGGUGCCGACGAUAUCGGGGGGCCGUACCGCGAGAGUAUCACGCAGCUUUGCUCGGAGCUUAUGAGUCCAGGUCUUCCGCUCUUUGUUCCAAGUCCCAAUCAAGUCAAUGACAUUGGAGAUGCACGUGAGCUUUUUGUGGUUCGUCCAGUUAUGGAACCGCCUGUACGCCUCAGCAUGUAUCAGUUUUUUGGUCGUUUUGUUGCGGGCUGUUUGCGCAGCUCAGAGCCUCUUCCCAUUUAUCUUCCUAGUCGUAUCUGGAAGGCGUUGGUGGGGACCCCCGUUGACGAGGGUGACCUCCGCGUGGUUGACCAGACCUCGGUGCAAUCUUACCACUACAUAGGUCAGCUGGUGUCGUCAAAACAAGGCGAAGCGACCAGCGACGAGGAGAUUGCGGGGCUUUGCCCUGGUGGAUUUUCUCUCGUGGACGAUGCGGGGGUGGAGCAGGAACUUUUUCCGGGCGGUAAGGGAGUGCCCGUGGGUCGACAUAAUGUGGAGAUGUUUCUUGACAUGGCGUUGCGGUUUAAGCUACACCUCAUGGGGGCCGCACAAAUUAAGGCAAUCGCCGAGGGGUUUCAUCAGGUGGUGCCUGUUGCCGCUGUGUCACUGUUGAAGUGGUACGAACUCGAGCAUGUGGUCUGCGGUCAGCCCGACUACGACGCGGAUGCGCUCAUUGAUGCCGCCCGCUACGAAGAUCUUGAUCCAAAUGACGUUAGCGUGCAGUAUCUUCGACAGGUGCUACGACAGUUUUCGCGCCACGAACGCGCGCUUUUUAUGCGUUUUGUCAGCGGCAGAGAGCGGCUCCCGUUGGGUGUGCGGUUAAAACUGAUGCCGGAUAUCCAUUCGCGUCCGACACGAAAUGAGACCACAGGGAGCGCCGGUGCCCAGAACAGUGAUGAUGCUGCUGGUGGCGGUGGCGGUGUUGAAGCCUCUAUUGAUGCGUUCGAUGACAAUCGACUACCUCACGCCUCGACUUGCUUUUAUUGGCUCUCUAUCCCUAGAUACAGCUCGGUGGAGGUGAUGCGGGAGAGGUUGUUGUUUGCCAUUCAGCAGUGCCUCGACAUUGACGCGGAUUUUGUGGUGCACGAGAAUGGCAACCCAGAGGAUGAGGUGGAGCCCACGCUGGCUGUCAACGCAGACGAGGAUGAGGAGGAAUUUGAGGAUUUUUCCCAUUUGCGUUAA
Trypanosoma conorhini is the source of this 13302-nucleotide messenger RNA. RefSeq names its product putative ubiquitin-protein ligase. The record is from RefSeq and is a predicted model, not a curated record. Gene Ontology annotation, molecular function: ubiquitin-protein transferase activity; protein binding. The transcript has a single exon. NCBI's taxonomy places the organism in Eukaryota, Euglenozoa, Kinetoplastea, Trypanosomatida, Trypanosomatidae. Gene Ontology annotation, cellular component: cytoplasm. Bases 1 to 13302 code for a protein of 4433 amino acids.